Messenger RNA from Alternaria arborescens, 2166 nucleotides. RefSeq lists its product as hypothetical. Bases 1 to 2166 code for a protein of 721 amino acids. Gene Ontology annotation, biological process: transcription preinitiation complex assembly; DNA-templated transcription initiation; transcription by RNA polymerase III. Gene Ontology annotation, cellular component: nucleus; transcription factor TFIIIB complex; transcription preinitiation complex. NCBI's taxonomy places the organism in Eukaryota, Fungi, Ascomycota, Dothideomycetes, Pleosporales, Pleosporaceae. Gene Ontology annotation, molecular function: RNA polymerase III general transcription initiation factor activity; RNA polymerase III type 3 promoter sequence-specific DNA binding; TBP-class protein binding. The transcript has a single exon. The record is from RefSeq and is a predicted model, not a curated record.
AUGUCGGCACCCCAGGUCGCAAGGGCGCCGGUCCAGCGGCUUCGGGGCCUCAACGAUUCCUAUCACUACCAGUCCAAAGCAACGCAACGAAGACAGGCGCCUCAGGUCGCUGCGCCCCAAGCCGCCAAACGCACAUACACUUGCUGUUCCGACCCCCAAAUCGACACUUCAGACAAUGAAGUCAUGUGCUACAACUGCGGUCAUGUCCACAACGAAAGCAACAUCGUCUCCGAGGUUACUUUUGGCGAAACUUCAGGCGGAGCAGCCAUUGUCGAGGGUGGCUUCAUCCACGCGAACCAGCGACAUGCAAACUCCAUGGGCGGGACUAUGCGAGGCUUGGGCGGCAUGGAGAGCAGGGAACAGGCUGCGAUGAGUGGCAAAAAUUCUAUCCAAGCUCUCGGCGCAUCUCUCAAUCAGCGCGAGGCCGUCAUAGAGCAAGCCUUCAUGUGGUACAAGCUCGCCAUGAACCAUAGAUUCAUUCAAGGUCGCCGCAUGAGGAACGUCGCUGCUGUCUCCAUCUACAUGGCUGCGCGGAGACAACCCGAGAAUACGCUUAUGCUUAUCGACUUGGCCGAGAAGAUUCAAACAAAUGUCUGGGCUUUGGGAGAUACGUACAAACAAUUUCUGGAGAUGCUAAAAGAGGAGGAUCCAGCACAGCUUGUGGGCACCAAGGCCGUCCAGGAGAUCGAGCCUUUGAUGCUAAAGUACUGUCGAAAACUGGAGUUUGGGGAUGACUCUCACAGAGUUGCCGACGACGCCUGUAAGGUCCUCAAGCGAAUGAACCGAGAUUGGAUGGUACAAGGUCGUCAGCCGGCUGGGCUUUGCGGUGCUUGUAUCAUCAUAGCCGCCCGUAUGAACAACUUCCGUCGAACCAUUCGAGAGGUCGUCUACGUAGUCAAGGUCGCCGAUUCUACCAUCACAUCCCGCUUAUACGAAUACAAGAGAACACAGAGCGCGGCUCUGACGGUCAAUCAGUUCCGAGAGUUUGGACCCCGCCUCAAGGUUAAGGCUCAGCCUCCUGCCAUCUGGAGGCGCGCAGAGAAGGAAGAGCGCAAGGAGAAAAAGAAGCAACGGGCCCGUGAAGGAAGUGAUGUUGCAUCUCCACAGAACGAGUCAGCCGGUAGCGAAGUUGAACCAGGCGAGGAUACAGCACCAAAACGCACAAGCAAGAGGCGCAAGUCGAAUGAUGGUUCGUCUCAACCGGCCGGAACACAAACUGAAACCCUUGGCACACAGGACAGCGAUCCGUCUGCUGAAAUAGAAGCGUUCGAUGGUAACAACGAGGCGGUUGUGGAGUCGGUUGCUUCUGCAGUUGAAGAACUUGAGGCUGGUGAGACCACCGAUCCAGACUUUGUCAUGCCCAAGAAGCGUGGCCGACCACCAAAGAAACGGGUACCCGUCGUCAUCGACGAAGAAGAUCUUGAAAUUGAGCAGGAUCUGGAGGAUGAAGUCACAAGCACCAUCAAGGAUUGGGAGGGUAUCUUCAAGGAGAUCGCCAACAGCGAAGACCACGAGCUUCUUAGGCGCUCUGGUUGGACAGCAGCAGAGAUGGCCCGCGUUGCUGCUGACACCCGCGAUGUCGUCCCCGUGAGUUUGGAUCCUGAAGUCGGUGAAGACGAAUUCAAUGAUGACCCAGACGUUGCGACCUGCAUCCUUGCCCCGGAAGAAGUCCGCCGCAAGGAAGCUAUCUGGAUCACGGAAAACGAAGAUUGGCUGCGCGCCCAACAGACGAAGAUGUUGGAAGCCGAACUUGAAGCCGCGGAAGACAAGCCCAAGAAACCCAAGCAGAAGCGCAAACACCACCAAAUGGGUGACGGUAAUGUUCUUGAAGGCCAGCCGGCAACUAGUGCAGCGGACGCUGCUCACAAGAUGCUUAAGAAGCGCGCCAAAGCUUUCAGUAAUCACAUCAACUACGAUCGGCUCAAGGAGCUAUUCCCCGGUGGCCAAACUUCAGCGAGUCCAUCUGGUAGUGGACAGGGUGCCAGUCCGUCUUCCAACGCACCAGGUGCUGUACAGCAGGCUACAAACGUUGAUGCGGAGGGUGAGGAAGAAGAAGAAGAAGAGGAGGAGGAGGAGAUGCAAGAGGCAGAAGAGGAAGAAGAUUUGGAGCACAACUACCUGGAAGACGACGAUGAAGGGUUUGGUAAUGAAAGCUACGACUACUAG